CGCAAAGGAAAAAAAAAUCAAACAAAAGUGAGCGUCCGAAAGCAAAGCGAAAAGAAAAGUGUUUUGCUCGCGGAAAAGUUCUUUUUUCGCUAGUGCUUAGUUUUGGAAAAUAGCUUAUUUUAACGUCCAAAUGUUCCGUUAGUGUUCUAGUUCGUUUUAAUUGUGGCGAUAUCUGGAAAGAAGCAGUGCCGUCGUCCAUUGAUUGAUUUUGAUCCGGUUGUGCCGGUUGGAAGCAAAGAUGGAGAAUGAACCGGCAGUAACAUCGGAAGCGGCCGUCGCCGGAUCUGGUACUAGCGAGAGCGACGACAAGAAUGAAAGUGGAUUGACAGCCAAUGAAGGGAAGGACGGCGACCAUCCGGGGCGCAGCAACAAUGACGGACACGUAGAUCAUCCAAAAGCCGUAGAGGGAAAGAAUCAGGAAGAUGCGGUGCAACAGGAUAAGGUUGAGUUGAUCGUUCCGGAGGAAGGCUCCGCUGCGAUAGAAGCUACCAAUCCAAAUGAAGCUGAAAAGUCGCCUCCAGCCGAAACCGUUUGUGAUGAUGAAGUUGAGCGUUCGGAACCGAAGAAGGAAACGGAAGAAGAUAAAGCAUCACAGAAGGAAAAGAGUGUAGAGCAAGAGGGUGCUGUGGAAGAACUGAUAACAGGAUCGAAGAUUGCCUCGGAUGAUACAAAGGAGACGUCAAUCGUCGAAGAAAAGGAAGGCACUUUAGAAGAUCCAGUGACACAGCCGAUGGAUGUCACGGAUGAUAAAGCAGAGGAAAUGUUGAAGAUAGAAGAAGGAGAAAAGAUGGAAGUUGAGGAAUGUAUACCAGCAGAAGUAGCUUCAACGGAUAUAGAUGAUGAAAAACCUACUAACGUAGCGAAACAAGCCGAGCAGCAUAGUCCAGAGAUAACUGAAACUGGAAAGCAAGAUGAUUCGCUGGAUGUAUCAAAGGAUGUUGCCGAAAUAGCAGAAACCGAUGAGAAAAAGGCUGAAAAAUGUAACGAACCAGGAGAAGUUGAAGCAGUAGGAACAACAAGUCAAAAGACUGAUAGUCCUAUGAUAGUGGAUGAUGCAAAGGUUGAUAUCAAAGAACGAACCGUUGAGGAAACAGACGAAGCUAUACAACCAUCGGAAAAAGUGAACUCAGAGGAUGAAAAAUCGAAGGAACAAAGUGCUGUGAAAGAUUAUUCCAAGAAUGAGGAAGCUACAUGUGUUGACACUACGGAGAAGAGUGACGAAAACAUGAAGGAUGAUGCAACUUCUAUCACGAUAUCUCGCGGAAAAGCUGUGGACAAAACAGAUGCUGACGUCACCGAAGGAAACGAAGAAAAAUGUGAAAAAUCCGAAGAAACAGACAAAGCGGAAGAAGCAUCAGAAAUGGCGAUUACUAAGGAAGAUGAAUCCAAAGAACAAAUUGCAAUAGCAGGUGACUCCAACAUUGAGAAAGUCAAAUCUGCUGACAGCAUCGAAGAAUGCAAAGAGGUUGUAAAGGAUGACAUAAACUCUAUCACGGCGCCUCAGGAAAAAGCUGACUCCGUAGAAUCUCCGAAGCAAUUAGAAGAAGUAACAGAAGAGGAGAAGAAAGCGCCGGUGGAAGAGUCUAAUUGCAUGCAAAAACAAACCAAGACUGACGACGAAAAGAAACCCGAAGAAGAUGACGACAUUAUUUUAAUAGAUGACGAAAAGAGCACUACCGAUGUAGAAAAAGGCAAACUCGAAGAAUCUGCCGAGCAAGAGAAGAUAGAACCAGCGACGAAGAAGUUAAGGCUGAGUACUGAAGAAAAAGAAGAAUCGAAGAUGGAUACAACCGAUCAGGAAUCUAAGGAAGCGGAUGUAAACAAAGAUGCAGAAGAGCCAAAAAGCGAUUUGAAGACCGACGAAGAUAAGCCUAAAACGGACAAAGUAAUGUCGGAAGACGAAGACGUCGUGUUGGUUGAAAAUGAUUCGAAAUGUGAGAACAAAGUCGACGAAAAAGAAGAUGAACAAGCAGAUGCUGAUAAGAACAAAUCAGAGGAAGUCGACGUUGUUGUGGUUGUUGAAACUAGCGAGGCAGAUGAUGACAUUCCGAAAGCGGAUGAAACAAAGUCGCCUGCUAAAGAGGACAACAGUAAAGAUGACUCCGAUGUCGUUAUGCUGGUAGAUUCUGAAGCAGAAGAUUCGAAAGACCCACCAAAUGAAAAGAAAGUUGAAGUGAAGGAAGUUGCUGAAACGAAUGGUGACAAAAAAGAUGAAGCAACGAAGGAAGAUGAGAAAGAUAUCGAUAAAUCAGAGCCGACCAAAACGGAUGAAGCCAGCAAAUCGGAAGAUAAGUCCGACCAAACGACAGAAACUGAUAAACCCACAAACGGCACACCGACCAAGCGAUUUGUUCUGGAUGAAAAUACGGGCAUGUUCGAAGAGAAGGAAACCCAACCAGAAGAGACCGUGCCGCAGGUCUUUGGCGACUCGGACGAGGAUGUCGUUAUGGUGGACAAUUACGUUACAACCGAUCGAAAAUCGGCAUCCAAACCGCCGUCAAAGGUGCAGCAGCCGUCAGCAACGGCUUCGACGACUAAGGCCAUUACCACAGCUACAGCUGAACAGAAAACUCCGACAACGGCUCAAGAGAAGAAGCCGGCAGAUGCGACGGCCAAGGAACCGCCAUCCAAGCCCAAAUCGUCAACCGUGUCCGUCGAGUGUAUCAACGCCGAGUGCAAGAAGAACACGAGGGAAUCAGCUCCGGCGCCUCCGUUCGUGCUGAACUUUUUUGGGAUUCCCAAGAAAACGAAGAAGCAGCGGGUUUGCUUGAGCUGUUACGAUGAGGUGGUGGAAAAGUACUCGAUCUUGGGAGCAGCGGUUCUGGAUCAACAGCCGUUGUUGUUUUGUGAGAUGCCUCGUAAGAACGAACUUGUCGAAAUCUCCGACAGCAGCGAAGAGGAGGAGGAUGCAGACGUAAAACUGGAAGCAGAAAAACCACUUCCGGCCGAUAUUAUUGCGCUGGUGGAAUCCGAGCUGAAUGACAUUGUUAGCAGCACAUUCGAAAAAAUCAACAUUAGUCAACAGGUCGACUGGACAGAGCAGAUCAUGAAACAGAAAAUUGCUUAUAACACAAAACUCUCCGACGAGAUCAACAACGAGUUGAACGAACUGCAACGCAAGGUUGACAAGAUUCAUCUCAAAUUGUACAGUAAAUCUCGCCCGCGAUACCAAGAUCUACCACCGAUCAAUAUAUUCGAAAUGGAUGCCAAUCGCCAACCGGUUGUGCAACAGCCCAUCCAGGUCAAUCGUCAGUAUUCCCCUCAGAAACCGUUGAACCAAACAACGCAACAGCAACCACACCAGCAGAAACAGCAGACCUCUCAGACGACGACCAUGGGAACUCAAGCCUCAGGAGCCUCGGUUUCUCCGCCGAAGGAAGAAUUCAGCCGGCCGGCGGUCUCCGUCGGGCAGUUCUACUUUGCCGUGAAGAACAAGCUUCUCAGCAAUUGGUCCGAGUGUCAGGUCGUCGAAGCGGUUACCGUUGCUGAUAAAUCUCUAUACAAAGUCAACUUCCUCUACAACAUAGGAGGUGGCAGCGCCCCGAUCAAAGUGGUUCCAGCCAAAUACCUCGCCUAUCGACAUUCAUUCAACGUAAAACUGCCGCUGGGCACCCGAGUCAUUGCACGAUUCGACGCCGGAACUACCCAACCGACCUUGAACAAAUCCCAGCAAGCUAAGAGCACCUCGUUCUAUCCGGGUAUCAUUGCCGAAUCGUUCGGUAAGUAUAACAGAAAUCGUUAUCUGAUCUUCUUCGACGACGGCUAUGCCCAAUAUGUGACCCACGGGGAUGUCCGGGUGGUGUGCGAGGAAUCGAAGGAAGUCUGGUUGGACAUCCAUCCGCACUCGCAGGAGUUCAUCAAGAACUAUCUGAUGAACUAUCGGUCACAGAGACCCAUGGUGCAGGUGAAGGUCGGCCAGCGCAUCAUCACGGAAUGGAAGGGUAAGUGGAUCUACGCCAAGGUUAUCGACAUCGACGCUAGCUUGGUCCAGCUACACUUCCCGGAUGAUAACCGGUACGAGUGGAUCUACCGCGGUUCCACUCGAUUGGGUCCCCUUUACCAAGAGAAGGCGCUUAGCAUGAGCAAGCAAAGCAACAAGUUCUCCAAGUUCCAGAAGAGGAACGAACCUUCAAUCGAAUACAUCACCCUGGAUGACGACGACGAUGAAUCGGAUCAAGCCAAACAGCAGGACGCCAAGAAGGCCAUCACACCUCAGGAACAGGCCCUGCAAGCUCUGAAGAAUCUCCAGAUGAGUCAAGCCGAUUCGGCUAAUCGUUCGGUGGCCAAGAAGAGCACCUUCCACCGCUCGACACCAGCCUCACAACCUUCCGCCGUGUUCAUGAACAGUUCCACGAUCUACUGCGAGGAUGAUCGCCCCAAGGGCAAGAUAGUCUACUACACGGCCAAGAAGCAUCUACCUCCCCUAAAGUACAAACCACACGACUGCAAUCCCAACUGCCUGUUCAAAAUUACGCACAAUCUCAAAUCGUACAGUCCGAUGGCGAAACCGUUGCUCUCCGGCUGGGAACGGCAGCUCUGCAAGAUGCGGUACAAGAAGGUGUUCGUCGUCUAUCGGGCACCGUGCGGUCGCCGGGUACGCAAUAUGUACGAACUCCACAUGUACCUUCGGAUGACAAAGGCCACCCUGAAUGUGGAGAACUUUGACUUCGAUCCGAUGAUUCACUGCCUGGCGGAGUACGUGAUCGAGAAUCACAUCUAUCACAAUCCGGAUCUCUCGGAUGGAAAGGAGUUUAUGGCUGUUCCUUGUGUCAACUACUUUGACGACACCAAACCGCCCCCGUGCAUCUACUCCACCGAACGUAUCCCCACGGAAGGUGUCAAUUUGAACCUGGAUUCGGACUUCCUCUGUGGGUGUGAUUGCGAGGACGAUUGUAUCGACAAGAGUCGAUGCCAGUGUUGGCAGCUGACAAUUGCCGGAGCCAAAUUCGGUAAUCCCAAUACGCAGAUCGAUAACAUCGGAUACGUGUACAAGCGGCUACAGGAACCCGUAGUGACCGGUAUCUACGAGUGUAAUUCCCGAUGUAAGUGUAAGAGCAACUGCUUGAACCGGGUUGUGCAGCAUCCGCUGAUGACGAAGCUCCAGGUAUUCAAAACCAGCAAUCGUGGUUGGGGCAUUCGGUGCCUGAACGACGUCGCCAAAGGAAGUUUCAUCUGCAUCUACUCGGGACAUCUGCUCACGGAAGAGGCGGGUAAUACGAUUUGCGAGAUGAACGAAAACAAGGCCGGCGAUGAGUACUUUGCCGAUCUGGAUUACAUCGAAACGGUGGAACAGCUGAAGGAGGGCUACGAAGCCGAUGUGGUUGAGUCGGAAAGUGAAGCGGAUAGCGACGAGCCGGAUUACGAUGCCAAGCAGGACAGCGCUGCGUCGGACGAUGAUUUCACGGCAAGCACAAAUCCGACCGAUGCGGCUGUGAAAACGAGAUCGCAGGUUAGGAGAGAUAGCCGGUCGUCUACCCAGAAGACGGAGUCAAAAACUGAGAAGAAAUCCUCGAAGAAAAAGGAAGAUUCGAAAACGGGAUCAGAUGAUGAGCGCGAGAUGGUAAACCUGAUACCGUACUCGGACAUGACGAAGGAAGACGCUCCCAGCCCUGCCAUCAAGUAUCGAUCAGUUCGGAAGUAUUUCGGUAAACACGAACAAAUCUACAUCAUGGACGCCAAGAAAUCCGGAAACCUUGGCCGAUACUUCAACCAUUCCUGUAAUCCCAAUCUUUUCGUGCAAAACGUAUUUGUCGACACCCAUGAUCUCCGCUUCCCUUGGGUGGCGUUCUUUGCCCUGUGUAACGUACGGGCCGGUUCGGAGUUGACCUGGAACUAUAACUACGACGUAGGUUCGGUGCCCGGAAAGGUACUCUACUGUCAGUGUGGAGCGGAGAACUGCCGUCAGCGUUUGCUUUAAGUUUGUCGGACCCGGGCGAAGGUUAGUAUAGUACUAGUAGCUUGUAGUUUCUGUGUUCUUUCAUGUUACUGAUAGGCCAAUCCGGCAGUCUCGAUUCCUGGGAUCAAACCCGUGAUUUUAUUUCACAAACUUGUUUUUUCAGGAAGCAGUGUGUAAUCGUGAGUCACCUAACAAUAUGAUUGUAUGUAUAGAAAUAAAUAAAACCACUAUGGUUAGCUAUAACUGUGAA
This is a messenger RNA of Aedes albopictus (Asian tiger mosquito), 6146 nucleotides long. It is a transcript of the gene egg, whose product is annotated as histone-lysine N-methyltransferase eggless. The coding region runs from base 239 to 5917 and encodes 1892 amino acids. The record is from RefSeq and is a predicted model, not a curated record. NCBI's taxonomy places the organism in Eukaryota, Metazoa, Arthropoda, Insecta, Diptera, Culicidae. Gene Ontology annotation, biological process: heterochromatin organization; negative regulation of gene expression. Gene Ontology annotation, molecular function: zinc ion binding; histone H3K9 methyltransferase activity; protein binding. The transcript is spliced from 10 exons. Gene Ontology annotation, cellular component: nucleus.